UCAUCCUCUCGAGCUCUUCAAGCUAUCCUUCCGUUGAUUCCAGCUGGACAAGCUUACGAAGCGCACCAAAAAGCGCGUACUUUCGCUUCGCGUUAUCAAAAGACCGCACAAUACGACACCGCGAUCGACGUCCUGUUUCAGAGUGCGCGCGAGCUGCUGAAGGCAGGGCAACAGGGUAGCGGCACCGAUCUCACACUAUUCUUGAUCGACAUAUACGAGGCAAAGGGCGACGAUGUGAAUGAUGAGUCCAAGGGGAGGUUGACGCAACUCAUCGCCUUGACGGGCUCAUCAGGUGUAUGGAGGAAGACUAUUACCGAUAAGUCCAUCGCAUGGUCAGCGAAACACGGCCCCCAUCCUGCAGGGGAUCCAGACCUCCAUCAUUACAUCGGCGAACUACUUUAUAAAGAGAGAGCGUAUGAUGCUGCGGAAAUCCAUUUGCUCGCCGCCGGAAAGCGCGACAGUGCGCGUCUGUUGUCUCGCGUUUUCAUCGAGUGGGGGCAAUCAAGCGGGAGUGUAUCAUCGCAUGUGAGCGCGUUCGCCCUUCGCGGCACGAUUCCAUAUCUCCUGAACGGCAACAUCCUCGCUGCGCGUACCUUUCUCUCCGCGUAUUUGUCCGCCAUCCCAUCAUCCCUCAAGCCGACCGCCCUACCCCUGCCCUCGACCGAUGACGAAAUCAUUCAUACCACGGAGCCCGUCCUGAACUUUGUCCAGCUCGCCGUGCGCACCUGCCAGCGCGCGCAAGGGGCGCAGAACAAGGCGAUGCGCGAGGCGUGGGUGCGCCUGUGCGGCACAUAUCAGAGCCGGGGCGGGUUACUCGCCACAGGGGAGGUGCGCCACGCGCUGAACGAGAUCGCGACCAUCUAUUUCGCGAUGCCACCACCGCGGACGCAGCAGGCCAAUCCGUUUGGAGAUAUGCUUUCGUCUUUGUUCGGUGGGCCAGCAGGGAGCGGAGACACAGCGUCGACGAGAAGAGUGAUCACGCCAGGUGUG
Molecule: messenger RNA, 990 nt
Organism: Heterobasidion irregulare TC 32-1
Lineage: Eukaryota; Fungi; Basidiomycota; Agaricomycetes; Russulales; Bondarzewiaceae
Exons: 5
Biological process (GO): protein insertion into ER membrane
Cellular component (GO): cytosol
Molecular function (GO): protein binding
Source: RefSeq, a predicted model, not a curated record